UCAGGGGUUCCUCUUCCCUGUGAGGACCUGAAACUUCUGCUUGUGUGAGGGCACUACAUUUCUAGAGCAUACCCUGGGAAAGGGGAUGCAGCCAUCCAAAGAGAAGGACCUUGCUAAAUUGCAUUAAAUGUAGCUUCUCUCUUGCUGUGAGAGCUCGUGGGAAAACAAGGGAGGGUCCUAGAAACUCAAGGAUUGCAGGACUGGUAAACCUGGCAAAGUCACUACCCUUGCACUUAUGCCUGUAAAAUCCUGAUACAUUUCAGAGGUUAUUCAAAACUGGGCAGGGGGGUAAAACUUCAAGUACCACUUUGCCACAUUUCAUUUGAUGUCAAAUUGGUUGUUUAGUUUUUCCCCGGAAGAGACUCCACCUCCUCUCAAAGUCCCCUUAAAACCUGUAGAGAUUUUAUCCCAGCGCGACUCCUGCCUCGCGUUUAGUGGUUACGCAGGGAAAGAAAAGCAAAUGUCCUCAGUCCUGCUGCAGAGGAUUCAGACACCUGGUUCUUUGGAAAAUCCCUGCCCUGGAAAAGGAUUUCCACUUGGAUUGAAGUGUUUUAUGGCUUGAUACUUCUACUUGUAUUUUCUUGACCCUAAAAGUAAUCUAAAGGAAGACACCGCUUGUCACCGACCUGGAAAACACCUUCCUUCCCUCCAUCUUUUUUCUUCCUUUUUAGAGGAAAAAUAAACUUAAGGGAGAGAGUUGUUUGUUAGGUUUUACUCGUCAAGUGGAGGUUAAAAUGCCAGGGAAGAAGGAGGACGCCCUUGGCAUCGCUCAUCUCCUCCUGGAACUGCAUUGCAUCACUUGGAAAACAGGAUGAGAGGAUGAGACACCUCAGCCUGAUGUCUUUUUAACAGCCCUUAGUUACAUGCAUGGAAAUUCAUACCACCAGCAUCUACUGCAAGAAAAUGAGCAGAUGCCAGAAGAUUUUCCUUUACACUUAGACGAAGAAGAAAACCAUGGGCAUGUUGUCUGUUUUUAAUGCCAGCAACGUUUCACAGGCUGACUCCCUCGAGGACAGUGGCAACUGGACGUGGGUGACCCAGUUCACCCAGCCAGGAUGGAGAAUUGCUUUGUGGGCUAUCACCUAUUCCUUCAUCGUUAUCACAUCCAUCGUUGGCAACGUCACCAUUAUCUGGAUUAUCCUUGCACACAGGAGAAUGAGGACCACUACCAACUACUUCAUCGUGAAUCUGGCUCUUUCGGAUCUGCUGAUGUCUGCUUUCAACACCAUCUUCAAUUUUAUUUAUGCCAGUCACAACGUCUGGUAUUUUGGCGAGGAAUUCUGCAGGUUUCAGAACUGGUUCCCCAUCACUGCAAUGUUUGUGAGCAUUUACUCCAUGACAGCCGUGGCUGCAGAGAGGUAUGUGGCAAUAAUUCACCCCUUCAAGCCCAGGCUCUCUGCUGCAAGCACCAGAGUCAUCAUUGGGAUAAUCUGGCUGGUGGCAUUUGGGUUGGCCUUCCCACAGUGCUUCUAUGCCGAGAUCCUGACGGACAACGGAACCACGAAAUGCAUCGUGGUCUGGCCUGACGACGCUGGAUCCAAGCACCAGCUCACGUACCACAUUGCCGUGAUCGUGUUGAUUUAUUUGCUGCCUUUAAUGGUGAUGUUUGUUGCAUACAGCAUUAUAGGAAUCACUCUGUGGAGAAGUGCAGUUCCAGGCAACCACCUCCACCGAGCCCGCUAUGAACACCAAGUUAAUGCCAAAAAAAAGUUUGUGAAGACCAUGGUGGUAGUGGUGAUCAUUUUUGCUGUCUGCUGGCUGCCCUAUCACAUAUACUUCAUCCUGGGGAGCUUUAAGGAAGACAUCUACCAGCAAAAGUACAUUCAGCAGGUGUAUCUUGCAGUCUUCCUCCUUGCCAUGAGCUCUACCAUGUACAACCCCAUCAUAUACUGCUGCCUUAACCAGAGGUUUCGUUCCGGUUUCAAGUUGGCCUUCCGGUGGUGUCCAUGCAUAAAAGCAACUGAAAAAGACAAACUUAAACUUACGUCCCCAUCUCUUUACCAGACAACCCACAGGAAGUCAAGAACAAGCAGUUUCGACACAGGAACUCAGCUGAAUGAGAAAGAGAAGACAUCAUUUACCCUCACCCAACUAAAGCUCUGAUUUCCUCCUCCUGGUUCUGGCUCUAUCCUCACACACCAUGUCAGGGCAGCAGAUUUGUAGAAGCCCAAGGCAGAUUUUUUUUCUGGAGCAACUGUUUCCUACAAGACUUCUUUAGAUGCCAUCAGCAUUAAAAGCAGCCUGCUGGUAAUACUUGUGUCCAUGUAGGUCCAAAUAUCACCCAGCUAUGGAUGUAAGUUUAGCUCUCUCAUACAUCAACAACUGCAACACAGAACAGAGAUCAUGCCCCUGAGGUCAGAAGAGCAGCAGACCUGAGGCAGUGCCCAUCAGUGGAAUAGCAAUUAUUCUCUUCCACAUAGUGAUCUCCUGCCUUCUCUUCCACCAAGACACUUAAAUCUGGAAAAGAGGUGCUGGAGCAGCAGCAGAGGUGCUGGGGCUCAUGUGGCCCAGUUUGGAUGGACCGCCAGGGCUGUGUGGGCAGCUAAGUCCCAUGGCUCAGCAGCCCCAAGGCGGGUAAGACUGUGGAUCAAAGCUUGUUUAUAUCAAAGGCAAAUACUAACACCUCGAGACUGAAAAAUCAGGCCUGCCCCGAAAAUUUUCUGAGUUCUGGAAUUUUCAUGCCUGCAAUUUCCCCAGCACUACCUCUCAUGAGUUAAAAGAGAGAAACAGUUCCUUAAGACAUCAUCAUUGCAUGGAUUUCUAUAACCUUGUACCAAAAUAUGAUGUCAUUUUCCUAUUAAACUAUUAAACUCCUAUUAACAAGUGAUUCCUCCUUCACAUAGUUAAUUGUGGAGCCUAAUUUGGAGAGUGAGGCUCUCUGGAGAGUCAGCAGCCAGGUGUGGGCUGCCCACUGGUUUGGUCAGUGCUCAUGGAUGCAUUCUGAAUCCUUCCCCUCCUUUUAGUCCUAACAGGAGCCUGACCCAUCACUGUCUUUUCCCAGAUAGUCCCUUCAUCUUCUCUUUCCAGACUUACCCCAUAUUUAUCCUCACUGCUCUUCUCUUCUCAGAUAUGAAAAUAAAGGCUGAAACAUGUAA
This is a messenger RNA of Pseudopipra pipra, 3095 nucleotides long. It is a transcript of the gene TACR2, whose product is annotated as tachykinin receptor 2. The record is from RefSeq and is a predicted model, not a curated record. Gene Ontology annotation, molecular function: substance K receptor activity. Gene Ontology annotation, biological process: positive regulation of flagellated sperm motility; G protein-coupled receptor signaling pathway. The transcript has 5 exons. The coding region runs from base 955 to 2103 and encodes 382 amino acids. Gene Ontology annotation, cellular component: plasma membrane; sperm midpiece. NCBI's taxonomy places the organism in Eukaryota, Metazoa, Chordata, Aves, Passeriformes, Pipridae.